This is a messenger RNA of Notothenia coriiceps (black rockcod), 1130 nucleotides long. Its product is annotated as histone-binding protein RBBP7. The transcript is spliced from 8 exons. NCBI's taxonomy places the organism in Eukaryota, Metazoa, Chordata, Actinopteri, Perciformes, Nototheniidae. The record is from RefSeq and is a predicted model, not a curated record. The annotation marks the transcript as partial. Gene Ontology annotation, molecular function: protein binding.
CGUAAUAGUUACAGAGAUAUUCGGCGCUGAAAAGGAAGGAGCCUACUUUUGUAGUGGUGUUCAACCAAAGCAGUAUUAGCUAGGGGAACAGGAGUGUCCACUAAAACAGCGUCUACUUAGUUCCUUUGCUUUCGAGCAUCGUGACAAAGUGCAGAGGGUAGAACAUGGCGGAUAAAGAGGUGUAUGACGAUGCAGUGGAAGAAAGGGUCAUCAAUGAAGAGUACAAGAUCUGGAAGAAAAACACACCCUUCCUGUAUGACCUGGUGAUGACCCAUGCGCUGGAGUGGCCUAGUCUUACCGUCCAGUGGCUCCCAGAUGUCACCAGGCCCGAGGGGAAAGACUAUGCCGUUCACAGGCUGGUUCUGGGGACCCACACAUCAGAUGAGCAGAACCACCUUGUGAUUGCCAGUGUGCAGGUACCAAACGAUGACGCACAGUUUGAUGCCUCGCACUACGACAGCGAAAAAGGAGGUAAAUUCGGUGGCUUUGGUUCUGUAAGUGGGAAGAUUGAGAUUGAAAUCAAGAUCAACCAUGAGGGGGAGGUGAACAGAGCGCGCUACAUGCCACAGAAUCACUGCAUCAUCGCCACCAAGACCCCCACCUCUGACGUGCUGGUGUUCGACUACAAUAAGCACCCAGCUAAGCCAGAUCCCAGUGGGGAGUGCAGUCCUGACUUAAGGCUGAAAGGUCACCAGAAAGAAGGGUACGGCCUUUCCUGGAACCCAAACCUCAGCGGCAACCUACUCAGUGCCUCUGAUGACCAUACCAUCUGUCUCUGGGACAUAGGGGCGGGAACAAAGGAAGGGAAGAUCGUGGAUGCCAAGACCAUCUUCACCGGUCACACAGCCGUGGUGGAGGAUGUCUCCUGGCACCUGCUCCACGAAUCCCUGUUUGGCUCUGUGGCUGACGACCAGAAACUCAUGAUAUGGGACACUCGGUCCAGCACCACGUCCAAAGCCAGCCACGCAGUGGACGCUCACACUGCUGAGGUCAACUGUCUGAGCUUCAACCCCUACAGCGAGUUCAUCCUGGCUACUGGCUCCGCUGAUAAGACUGUGGCACUGUGGGAUCUGAGGAACCUCAAACUGAAGCUCCACUCCUUCGAGUCCCAUAAAGAUGAAAUCUUCCAG